Nomia melanderi (Alkali bee) is the source of this 1356-nucleotide messenger RNA. Its product is annotated as tubulin beta chain. Gene Ontology annotation, molecular function: GTPase activity; GTP binding; structural constituent of cytoskeleton. The record is from RefSeq and is a predicted model, not a curated record. Gene Ontology annotation, biological process: microtubule-based process. NCBI's taxonomy places the organism in Eukaryota, Metazoa, Arthropoda, Insecta, Hymenoptera, Halictidae. Gene Ontology annotation, cellular component: microtubule.
CGAACGGCAGCGAAAAUGCGUGAGAUAGCGCAUCUACAAGCUGGCCAGUGCGGCAAUCAAAUAGGGGCGAAGUUUUGGGAGGUGAUCUCCGACGAGCAUGGAAUCGAUCCGACCGGGACUUAUCACGGUGACUCCGAUCUCCAACUGGAGCGUAUAAACGUUUACUACAACGAGGCGUCCGGGGGAAAGUACGUGCCGCGAGCGAUUCUGGUCGACCUAGAACCUGGCACCAUGGACGCGGUCCGGUCCGGGCCGUUCGGCCAGAUAUUUCGGCCGGACAAUUUCGUGUUCGGUCAGAGCGGCGCCGGGAAUAAUUGGGCCAAAGGACAUUACACAGAAGGCGCGGAGCUGGUCGACUCUGUCCUGGACGUUGUACGCAAGGAAGCGGAAAGCUGCGACUGUUUGCAGGGAUUCCAGCUGACCCAUUCCCUUGGCGGCGGAACGGGGGCCGGUAUGGGGACGUUGUUGAUCUCGAAGAUACGCGAAGAGUACCCGGAUAGGAUCAUGAUGACGUUCAGCGUAGUCCCCUCUCCCAAGGUGUCGGACACGGUCGUCGAGCCGUACAACUGCACCCUGUCGGUGCAUCAGUUGGUCGAGAACACCGAUGAAUCCUACUGCAUCGACAACGAAGCUCUCUACGACAUAUGCUUCCGCACGCUGAAGCUGACCACGCCGACCUACGGCGACCUGAAUCAUUUGGUGAGCGCUACGCUGAGCGGCGUGACCACGUGCCUCAGGUUCCCUGGACAAUUGAACGCCGAUCUGCGUAAGCUCGCCGUCAACAUGGUACCGUUCCCUCGGCUCCACUUCUUCAUCCCUGGUUUCGCGCCUCUGUCGUCCAGGGGUUCGCAGCAGUACAGGGCUCUGACGGUGCCAGAGCUGACGCAGCAAAUGUUCGACGCGAAGAACAUGAUGGCAGCCUGCGACCCCCGUCACGGACGUUACCUGACCGUCGCCGCGGUUUUCCGCGGUAGGAUGUCCAUGAAGGAGGUGGACGAGCAGAUGCUCAACAUACAGAACAAGAACAGCAGCUACUUCGUCGAGUGGAUACCCAGCAACGUGAAGACGGCGGUGUGCGACAUCCCGCCACGGGGAUUGAAGAUGUCGGCGACGUUCAUCGGGAACUCGACGGCUAUCCAGGAGCUGUUCAAGAGAGUAUCGGAGCAGUUCACGGCGAUGUUCAGGCGGAAAGCGUUCCUCCACUGGUACACGGGUGAGGGUAUGGACGAAAUGGAGUUCACCGAGGCCGAGAGCAACAUGAACGACCUGGUGUCGGAGUACCAGCAGUAUCAGGAUGCCACCGCCGAGGAGGAGGGAGAAUUCGACGAGGAAGAGGAAGGCGAGGGUGAAAACUAG